Hordeum vulgare subsp. vulgare (domesticated barley) is the source of this 1675-nucleotide messenger RNA. RefSeq names its product probable pectinesterase 53. Bases 130 to 1359 code for a protein of 409 amino acids. The transcript is spliced from 5 exons. Gene Ontology annotation, molecular function: pectinesterase activity. NCBI's taxonomy places the organism in Eukaryota, Viridiplantae, Streptophyta, Magnoliopsida, Poales, Poaceae. The record is from RefSeq and is a predicted model, not a curated record. Gene Ontology annotation, biological process: cell wall modification.
AAUUAUACCUGACACACGCAGACACAGCCCCAUUGUAGCAUACCUAGCUAGCUGCCGGUGAGUGACCACCGCAACAGCGCCCCUCCACUGUUGCCACUGGCGGCGUACUCGCAGCGCAUUGUCGCGGCGAUGGCAGCGUCGUCCUCGUCCUCGCCGUCGUCGCGGGCGAGGUGGCUGGCGUGCGUUGUGGUGCUGUUGGCGCUGCUGCUGCUGGCCGGGCCGGGCGACGUGGACGCCGGCCGGCACGGGCACGGGCGCGGGCGCGUGGAGCACAGGCACACCAAGGGCCUGAGGCCGGGGAAGGCUGCUGCUGCGGCGGCGAGGCCCUACCCGGCGAACGCGACGGCGGUGGAGACGAUCGAGCGGCGGUUCACGCGGUGGGUGCAUUUCAUGGGCGCGCUCGAACACAGCGUGUUCCAGCGGGCGCUCAACCGCGCGCUGCUCCCCACGACGCGCACGAUCGUCGUGGACAGGACGCCCGGGGCCGGCGACUUCAGCACCAUACAGGGCGCCGUCGACUCGCUCCCGAUCAUCAACCUCGCUCGCGUCGUCAUCAAGGUCAAUGCCGGCACCUACACGGAGAAGGUGAGCAUCUCGCCGCUGCGCGCGUUCGUGACGGUGGAGGGCGCGGGCGCGGACCGGACGGUGGUGCAGUGGGGCGACACGGCGGACACGGCCGGGCCAUGGGGCCGCCCCUUCGGCACCUUCGCCUCCGCCACCUUCGCCGUCAACUCGCAGUUCUUCGUCGCCAAGAACAUCACCUUCAAGAACACGGCGCCGGUGCCUCGGGCGGGCGCGCUGGGGAAGCAAGGGGUGGCGCUGCGGAUAUCGGCGGACAACGCGGCGUUCGUGGGGUGCAACUUCCUGGGCGCGCAGGACACGCUGUAUGACCACCUGGGCCGCCACUACUACAAGGACUGCUACAUCGAGGGCUCCGUCGACUUCAUCUUCGGCAACGCCCUCUCCCUCUACGAGGGCUGCCACGUGCACGCGAUCUCGCCGCACUACGGCGCGCUGACGGCGCAGAACCGGCGGAGCAUGCUGGACGACACGGGGUUCUCCUUCCUCAACUGCCGGGUGACGGGGUCGGGGGCGCUCUACCUCGGCCGCGCAUGGGGCACCUUCUCCCGCGUCGUCUUCGCCUACACCUACAUGGACAACAUCAUCAUCCCCCGCGGCUGGUACAACUGGGGCGACCCCACGCGCGAGAUGACGGUGUUCUACGGGCAGUACAAGUGCUCGGGGCCGGGGGCGAACCACGCCGGCAGGGUGGACUGGUCCCGGGAGCUCACCGACGAGGAGGCCAAGCCAUUCAUCUCCCUCAGCUUCAUCGACGGCCUCGAGUGGCUCAGGUUGUAGCAGCGGAUGGUCGGAUCCAGGGCGUCCGCAGGUUACUGACUUAGUAGCAGGGUGACUUGAUUCGGCUGCAGCAUUUGCAGCUGGGUUCAUGACGAGCUACCACGGCUGUCUCCGGCCUCCGGCUCUUUUCUCUUUUCUUUUCUUUUCUUUUCUUCUCGUUUGGUUUUAGAGGGAAGUGAGUGAGUGAGUCGCAUCGGUUCGUUUUUAACUGCUGUGAGUUCUGACGAAGAGAGCAAACGGUAACAUGAGUCCUGUGUCCUCUGUUUGCCGAGGCAAGUAGACAGAAAACACGAAUGAAAAGUACUGUAUUGAAUUA